Penicillium salamii is the source of this 957-nucleotide messenger RNA. Lineage: Eukaryota; Fungi; Ascomycota; Eurotiomycetes; Eurotiales; Aspergillaceae. The record is from the annotation of a GenBank genome assembly.
AUGCAAGCCAGCUCUUCCGACACCGAGCCAGUCUCGAGGCUAGUGGCGCUGCCGGAUGGUCACCGUCUCUCAGUUGUUAUUGCGGGGCCGCAACGCCAAGCCGACGUCCCCAUAACCAUCAUCAUUCCAGGGGUGGCAUGUAGCAUGACAGAAUGGGCGGGCGUUCGAAGACUCCUGAGUCCAGAUACAUCCGUCUUGCUAUAUGAGCGUUCUGGCCUUGGUGCGUCAGAUGAAUCUGAAGCAUCACCAACAGCAUCCGACAUCGCCUGUGAGCUCGAUGUGCUUCUUCAAACACUAGCUAUUACUCCACCGUACGUGCUGGUAUGCCAUUCAUAUGGUGGGAUUAUUGCAAGAGAAUUCGUGGACUUGCGGCAGCGCGCCGGAGGGGACGAUGUAGUGGGAAUGGUAUGCGUGGACGCAAAUCAAGAAGACAGUAUCCGACUAUGGCCGGACUCGGAUCUCUCGGAUCUCGGAAAAGGUCUGGAUUGGUAUAAUGCGAUCGGGUUAGACGAAGAGAAUGCGUUGUCAGAAGCUGAGUGGCAGGCUGUGAGGGAUGAGCAAAGAAGCGACAAACAUGAAAGGACGACUCAGAAAGAGAUGGAGCACUAUGUUGCGAGCUGCAAGGAGUUGGGGGCGAAAAAGCAACUCGAGCGACAUCCUCCACUUCUCGGAAAUCAUCCUGUUAGUGUCAUCCGAGGACACCCUGAGCGGGAUUUGCGAAGGGUUCUUCAGAUCGCGGCGACCGUGGGGAAUGGCACGGAAGAGCAGAGGCGGCAGUUUGGAGAGAGACUGGAUUUGUACCCGACGAUUCAUGAAGGUAUUCAGAAAGAGAUACUCAAACUGUCGCUGCAGCAUAGGUUCUUGGAUGUGACAGAGUGUGGUCAUUUCAUUCACCUGAUGAAGCCGGAAAUUGUUGUUGAAGAGGUGCGUUGGGUACUUCAACUCCAGAGAGGCUAG